Messenger RNA from Peniophora sp. CBMAI 1063, 477 nucleotides. NCBI's taxonomy places the organism in Eukaryota, Fungi, Basidiomycota, Agaricomycetes, Russulales, Peniophoraceae. The record is from the annotation of a GenBank genome assembly.
AUGCCGCGUACCGCUGAGACAUCCUCGUUCAAGUUCAAUCAUACGAUGCUGAGAGUGAAAGAUCCCAAGGCAUCUAUCAAGUUCUAUACCGAGGUCUUAGGAAUGACACUCGUUGACGAGCACCCGAGCGAUGAUUUUACGCUCUACUUCCUUGCCUUCGAUCAGCACGAUAACGUCGACGAUGCCGAACGCAAGUCGACCCGUCUACAGCGCGAAGGCAUCUUGGAGUUGACUCAUAACCAUGGCACGGAGGAUUUAGCCGAAACGCCGUACCACAACGGCAAUUCCGACCCGAGAGGCUUCGGCCACAUCGCUAUUACAGUGGACGAUGUUGAAGCUGCCUGCGAUCGCUUCGAAAAACUCGGUGUGCAGUUUAAGAAACGCCCUCAGGACGGCAAGAUGAGGCACAUCGCCUUUAUCCUUGACCCUGAUAACUACUGGAUUGAAGUACUUCCCAAUCAGCCGAAGCAGUAUUAA